AUGAGCGAACUCACCCAAAACCCGUUCGCAUCCACGCACUCGCUCGACGCCAACCCGUUUGAGGACCCGCCGGACGCGCAGUCCGCGCGCGCGGCUGAGCUGGAGCGAAGAGAACGAGAACUUGAACGCAGAGAGCAAGAGCUUACCCAGAAGGCGGACCACAUACGGAGACACGGGAGAAACAACUUUCCGCCUUUCUUUCCGCUGGUAUACCACGAUAUCAACGAAGAGAUCCCGGAGGCGUCCAGGCCGCUCAUCACCCGGCUCUUCCAGCUAUGGCUGGUCCUAGCUGCGACCCUUAUCAUCAACAUGAUUGCGUGUAUAUUCGUUCUCGUCGGUGGUGGCAGCGAUGGUGUGCGGGAUCUCAUCUCUGGAAUUAUCUAUGUUCCUGUCAUCGGGCUCCUCUCGUUCCUGUUGUGGUAUAGGCCUAUCUAUAACGGAUAUAUGAAGGAGCAAUCGCUCUAUUACUACCUGUAUUUCUUCUUUGGAGGAUGGCACCUGCUGUUCUCGCUGUACAUGGCCAUUGGCAUUCCGAGCACGGGCUCGGCCGGCCUGAUCAACACCAUCCAGAUGUUCAUCAAGCACUCAUGGGUUGCAGCCAUCCUAGGUUUAAUAGCCUCAAUAGGUUGGAUUGUGCAAGGAUUAGGAAACGCGUUCUAUUAUCGCCAGAUUUGGGCACAUCACAACGCUGCGGGACAUUCCAUGGAAAAAGCCAAGUCGGAGUUGGCCAUGCACGGCGCGAAAUCGUACUUUACUCGGGGUUAG
Punctularia strigosozonata HHB-11173 SS5 is the source of this 765-nucleotide messenger RNA. Its product is annotated as scamp-domain-containing protein. The record is from RefSeq and is a predicted model, not a curated record. Bases 1 to 765 code for a protein of 254 amino acids. Lineage: Eukaryota; Fungi; Basidiomycota; Agaricomycetes; Corticiales; Punctulariaceae. Gene Ontology annotation, biological process: protein transport. Gene Ontology annotation, cellular component: trans-Golgi network membrane; recycling endosome membrane. The transcript has 11 exons.